This is a messenger RNA of Drosophila busckii, 2398 nucleotides long. RefSeq names its product zinc finger protein 26-like. The transcript has a single exon. Gene Ontology annotation, cellular component: nucleus. Gene Ontology annotation, molecular function: zinc ion binding. Lineage: Eukaryota; Metazoa; Arthropoda; Insecta; Diptera; Drosophilidae. The record is from RefSeq and is a predicted model, not a curated record. Bases 1 to 2268 code for a protein of 755 amino acids.
AUGAAAGAAAAAGGCGUAUAUUCCAUACAUACAUUAUGCCGCAUCUGCCUAAAGCAAGUAGAUGAGACCGCACAUGGCUUAUUCCUGGUGCCAGGCUUGGCCAAGAAAUUGUGUGUAUGCAGCUCUCUGUCCGUGGAGCAGGAUGAUGGCUUUCCUGAAAACAUUUGCACCAGUUGUUACAGUAAACUUGACGACUUGCACAACUUUCAAAAGAUGUGCGUGGACUCAGUGCAAAAGUUCAACGAAAUGGUGGCCAAGAACUGUUUUACCUGCAACACGCCGCCCAUCAAUAGUAUUGAUGUGGUCAACAUCGACAGACGUGAAGUAGAUGGCGAGGAAGAGGAUCACGUUAACUUUGAUCCACUGUUGAAUACCAAAUUAGAGAUUGUUGAGAGUGAGGCCCAUUUGUUAAAUAUGAUUGAAAAUGUCGACAAAGAAACAGUGGAAAAGGAUAAUAACUCUUCUAUUCACAGCGAUAAUGAUAUUGACGAUGAUGUUGAUUUUGAAGUCAACAGCAGUGACUCGGACGAAGCCAUGCCCCUUGCACGAUUACGCAAAAGUGUUAGAGCCAAGACAAAACAAAAGACCAAACGGAGAACUACCAAAAAUAAAACAUAUGAUUCUUCCAGCUCAGAGUCCUCAGAUAAUGAAAAACAUGUUCUUGGGGAUGACGAUAAGGCAAGCAUUAAGCCAAAUAUUAACUGUCACAUUUGCCAUCAGAAAUUUAAGACGGUCGUACUCUACGAAGAGCACAUGAAUCAACACCAAGAUUUGUUGCCUUUCCAAUGCAAUGUUGAAAGCUGUCGAAAAGGUUUCACGACGGCAAGUGGCUUGCGCCUUCAUGUGAAUCAUGCACACGCCGAACACGCUGAAGUGCACGUCUGCAGCGUUGAGGGCUGUAACCAAACUUUUUUGCACAGUCGAACGCUCACAAUCCAUUUGAAGAAAGAACACAACAUAAUCAAAGAGCCAACCAAGGAAUAUCCAUGUGCUGCGUGUACAAAAGUAUUCCGUUGUCCCAUGGCGCUCAAGAAGCACACGUACAGACACACAGGCGAGGAAUUACCCCAUCCUUGUAACAUUUGCGGCAAGCGCUUUCCUACGAAUAGUGCACUCAAAGAUCAUCUCAUGCGGCAUGCGGGCGUCAAGAAUCAUGUUUGUCCUUACUGCGGCGUAGCCAAAACUACGCGUCAAGAGUUGAAUGGACACGUAUUAAUACACAGCAAGGAGAAAAAGUUUAAGUGCGAGCUGUGCGAUCAUGCCACCCACAAUAAGGCGUCACUCGGCAACCAUGUCAAGGUGGUGCAUAUGAAGAUUAAGAACUUCGCCUGCCAGUUUUGCGGCAGAACUUUUGGUAAAUCUAACGCUUGCAAGGUCCACGAGAGACUUCACACAGCCGAAAAUUGUUCGGAGUGUAAGAUCUGUGGCAAGAAAUUCCUUUUCGAAAAGUUCCUAACCAGGCAUCUACAGAUGCACGAAAAGCGUGCAGCUAAUCCUCCAAAAACUAAAUCCAAGCCCAAAGUCAAUGCUGCGCCGCCAAUUAAAAAUGAGCACCAACAGUUAAUGGAUGCGCCAAGCGAGCCUCUUCCUGUUCCUGUACCUCCAAAGCCAAAGAAUUCAAACAGAGUGGAGCGGGUGGACAUAUCCCAAUUAGCUGGUACAUCUGUCAAUCCCAUACCAUCCGUGGCAGUGCCGUCGUGGUCACCGCAAAUUGACUUCUCCAACAAAGAGGGUGAACACGUUUGUCCUGACUGCGGGAAAAGUUUGAGUUCCAUAAGCGGGUUGAAACUACACUACAAAGUUGUACAUGCCAAAAUAAAGGAUUUUGCCUGUCGCUUUUGUCCAAAGCGCUUUGGCAGGUCACAGCACCUGCGUAAUCAUGAGCGUACUCAUACGGGAGAAAGGCCAUUCGAGUGUAAGAUUUGUGGCCAGUGGUUCCGUCAACGGGAGGUUUUAAAAACGCAUCUGAGGGUGCACAAUAAAGAGCCGAGGCAACCAAAGCCACCAAAACUACAAAAGCCACGAAAGGGACGAGUACCGAAAUCUAAUCGUGGCCGAAAAAUUGAGCUGAACAAGGGGAAGCCAAAGAAUUACGAAGAGUACCAGGAUCCAGCUGCCGAGUGUGCAGCCGCAUCUGCUGCUCUGCUAGCUAAGCAGAUCGAAAAGAACGAAAACAAACGAAAGGAGGAGGCUGAGAUGCGGAAGAUUCAAGAAGCGGCGAGUGAGCAGCUAAGUCAACUAAAUAUGCUUAUGCAGCUUCAAAAGUAAGAACUGACGAUUGGAGGCCGCCUACCAAUCUACAUUCAGAAUACUACGACUAGUUGGCCAAGGAGCAAUCGUUGGGAGGUGCAUGCCGUACAUGUUCUUUUCAGCCUGAGCCAAAAGAUCAGCGGCUGGU